Messenger RNA from Trypanosoma theileri, 2421 nucleotides. Its product is annotated as SCY1 family protein kinase. NCBI's taxonomy places the organism in Eukaryota, Euglenozoa, Kinetoplastea, Trypanosomatida, Trypanosomatidae. The record is from RefSeq and is a predicted model, not a curated record. Gene Ontology annotation, molecular function: protein kinase activity; ATP binding. The coding region runs from base 1 to 2421 and encodes 806 amino acids. The transcript has a single exon. Gene Ontology annotation, biological process: protein phosphorylation.
AUGUCUUUUUUGUGGAAGGCAAUUGGUCUAUCAGACUCCGUGCCGGGAUUCCCAUACACUGCACGUGAUAAUAAUAAUAAUAACAACAACAACACUAAUGCUGCUGUUUCUUCUAUUACAGCCACAACCUCAACACUCACAUGGACCAUGCGUCCAGGUGUAAGUGAUGAUAAUGGUCGACCUGUCACUAUAUUCUCCAUCAAUUUAGCAAAGGCGGAUGAGAGUAUAAAGGAGAUGGCACGAAAUGCAAUGAAACGUGCAAAGAGUUUAUUAUUACCAGGUCUUCUUCGGUGUAGCGGUGCGGUGGAAUAUCAAGAAACUAUCUACAUCGCUACAGAACCAUGUGAACCACUUAGUACGGUACUCCAACAACACUCCCAUUCAAAGUUAUCUGCUUAUACCACUACCAAUAAGAAAGGUAGUAGUGAUGGUGUUGAAGAGAAUGAAGAUGAGGAAGAAGAUGAUAAUGAUGCUUUUUUGGAAAGUGUUGCUUUAGGACUUAAAACUGUUGGAACUGCACUCGUUGCCCUACACCAUAAUAACUUUAUUCAUGGGAAUGUGGCUUGUGAAUCAGUUUAUGUUCUUCCCAGUGGUGAGUGGCGAUUGUUUGGAUUAGAAUUGGUUAGUGUAUUUGGAGAGGCCCAUAGUAUGUAUGAUCGAUAUGCUGCCCGGCUGCCUGAAUAUAGACGUCCACCGGAGACUCUACACACAUAUGGAGGAAAUCAACAAGAACAACAACAACGAGUGGGAGAUACAGAUGCGUGGGGAUUGGCUUGUCUUAUCUAUGAUGUACUUGGCCGUCCAGAGAAUAUGCCAGCCAAUUCAUGUACGGCUAAUGAUAUGCGUGGAUGUCGUAGUCUACCACGUACUUUACAAAGUGGAUUUGUUGGACUUUGUACGGCUAAUCCAAAAAUGAGACAUGAUGUGGAUCGUUUCUUACGUAAUAGUACAUUUAUAGUAGGAAGUGAGUUUGUAAAGUGUAUGCAGGCAUUAGAUGAAUUAUCUUUAAAAGAUAAUGUAGAACGAGAACGUUUUUUUGAUCAUCUCAGCAGUGUGGUGGAUACCUUUCCCAAGAAGGCGUGUAUGCGAUUGGUACUUCCUAAACUACAAGCAUCCUUUAAUUUUGGGGCUUUACCUGCUGUGAUUGAUCCUGUUCUUCGCAUUGCCGCUCGUUUGGCUAAUUCUCCAGAAGAGUACGCCACAUAUGUGGCUCCUGUUCUUGUCAGUCUCUUUGCUUCUCAAGAUCGAAUGGUACGAUAUCGUUUACUGCAGCGGGCCCCAGAGUAUGCCUCUUUAUUACCAGCCAAUGUUGUUAAUGAUCAGAUUUGGCCUUUGCUUGUUUCUGGUUUUAGUAGUCCAGUUCCUGGUAUUCGGGAAUAUACUAUUCGGGCACUCGUGUCAUUUGCUAAAAAUCUACAGGAAAAAAUUCUCUUAAAUGAUGUACCCAAGUAUGUGGGACAACUCCAACAAGAUCAAGAAGGUGCAAUCCGCACAAAUGCCACGAUUGGUCUUUGUUUAAUGGCCGACAUGAUACCAGCGGAGCAGCGAUCUAAAAUUCUCAUUCACGGCUUUGGUCGAAUGUUGCGAGAUCCUUUUGUGCCCAGUCGCGUUGGGGCUCUUCGUUCAUUUCAAUCAACUCUUAAAUAUCUCACACCUCAACAUAUUGCGGAAUUGAUGUUGCCUGGUGUAGGUCCACUGACUGUGGAUUCUGUAGGUGAAGUCCGACAGGCGGCAUUAUUGGCUUUACGUGGGGCCAUUGAACGAUUAGAGGUGUUUAAUAGUGAAGAGAGUGUGAAAGAGGCAAAGACAUCUAUGGCGAAUUCUGGGGUUAAUGGAGCUACCGAUACCACACCUGACAAAAACAAUAGUAAUAAUAAUGAAAAUAAAACGGCUUCUUCUUCUUCAUUCUGGGGAUGGCGUUGGGGUGCGGGAGGAAAUACAAGUGAAAAUAAAUCCGAUACCACUCCUGUAGGAGGAACAACCAUUGCUUUUGGUACUAAUACUACUACUACUACUAAUGCUACUAGUACAACAACAACAGCCACUUCUUCUUUUGCUACUGGUGCUAGUGUUCAUACUGGGAGUAAUGUGAAGAAUCUCUCUGUACCCAUCUUCACUAAUACGACUACCACAAAGACCACCAUGUCAAGUCCAACAGUUACAUCAGAACUUGAGGAUAACAGUAAAGAUAAAAACAAUAGCCAUUUUGAUGAUGAUGAUGAUGAUGAUCCGUGGGGAAAUGAUGUGGAUUUUGCUCCUGUGAAAACACGAACACCAGCAACAACUACUGCUACUAGUAUGCGCUCUGCAGAGAGAACUCUCACUCGUCAUGUUGACACCAAUUCCACGAUGGAACCCGCGUCUGGCAGUCGCGCAAUGAAACUCCGCAAGAAGGGCCUCGGAGCCUCUCGACUGUCGUAG